Molecule: messenger RNA, 1152 nt
Organism: Chaetomium globosum CBS 148.51
Lineage: Eukaryota; Fungi; Ascomycota; Sordariomycetes; Sordariales; Chaetomiaceae
Exons: 5
Coding region: 1-1152 (383 amino acids)
Biological process (GO): transmembrane transport
Molecular function (GO): transmembrane transporter activity
Source: RefSeq, a predicted model, not a curated record
AUGACUUCGCCCAUGGCAACAGCCCCUGAACCGGCGUUACCCGUGUCAAUGAAGUCAAAGCAAAACGCUCCCGAACUUUUCUCUGGUGAGAAAGGCACCGGGUCGGAUGACAGCCCGGUUGAGACUGACUCACCCGAAGAAGCUGAGUUCAAAGAAGGGGGUUAUGGUUGGGUGGUUGUCUUCUCCGUCCUCCUCGUUAAUGCCCACACUUGGGGUUUGAACUCGUCAUAUGCCGUCUUUCUGGCAUAUUACUUACGGUCUGGCACCAUUGAUGGUGCAUCCCCGUUGGGCUUCGCCUUUGUAGGCGGUUUGUCCAUCUCGAUAUGGUUCUGCUUCACAUCCACCGUUGGCGUCGUUCCGCAAUGGUUCACCAAACGGCGCUCCUUUGCCAACUCCGUAGCCACCUGCGGCUCCGGCUUUGGUGGGCUCACAUACGCCCUCGGCACGAAUGCCAUGAUCUCCAACCUUGGCCUCGCCUGGGCAUUCCGGAUCCUAGCCAUCUUGGCCUUUGUGGUGAACGGCGCAUGCAGCUUGAUCCUGCGUGAUAGGAAUAAGGCGGUUGGUGCCGUUCACAUACCCUUCCACAAGGACCUCUUCAAGCGUCUGGAGUUCUGGCUGUUUGUCGGCUGGGGCUUCUUCAGUCUCCUGGGCUAUGUCAUCGUUGUCUUCUCCAUUACCGACUAUGCCCAGUCGGUUGGCUUUACCGCAAGCCAGGGAUCGCUUGCAGCUUCUAUCUUCAACUUGUCCCAAGGCAUCGGAAGGCCUCUCAUUGGCUUGGUCAGCGACAGGUUCGGGAGAAUUAAUGUCGCCGGUGUUGGGACCCUAAUCGCCGGCCUCGCCGCCUUUUUUCUAUGGAUCUUUGCUGGGAGCCACUUCGCCGGGCUCAUUGUAUACGUUCUCUUCGGAAUGUUUGCGGGAAUCAUAUGGCCUUGUGUUGCUCCCGUCGGAGCUGAGGUUGUUGGUUUGCAACUGUUGCCUUCUGUAUGGCUCUUAAGAGGCUGGAAAUUACAGCAGUUAGAACUGUUGGGGCCGGACGAGAAGCAGCAAGCGAAUACCAACCUACCCGACAACGGUAACCAGGAGCAGAGAGAGCCACGGCACUCUGGGUUACGUGCGUAUGUGAACGGCAUGACCGUCAUCAAGAAGGUUUAA